AUGCACACGGAGAUAAAGAAGAGGGCGGAAAUGCUCGCAAAAGAGGCGCAGAAGGUGCACUAUGCCAUAGAGCAGCACAAUAUACACCUGGGGACUCUGGAGCAGCAAACAGAAAAAGUCGAGCAAAAGAGCAAGAUACUCUCGAAUAAGCUGCUGCGGACUGUGAAGGAGAUGCAGAAGGACGGCAGAAACACCAUUAUAAUAGCUCUGACGCUGACUGCAAUAAUGCUUAUUUUGUACCUGGUGUGA
Molecule: messenger RNA, 249 nt
Organism: Nematocida major
Lineage: Eukaryota; Fungi; Microsporidia
Exons: 1
Coding region: 1-249 (82 amino acids)
Source: RefSeq, a predicted model, not a curated record